Strongylus vulgaris is the source of this 377-nucleotide messenger RNA. NCBI's taxonomy places the organism in Eukaryota, Metazoa, Nematoda, Chromadorea, Rhabditida, Strongylidae. The record is from the annotation of a GenBank genome assembly.
AUGCUCCACAGUGUAACAAAUUAUCCACCAUUAAGAGAACCAUUUUAUUUUGCUUUUUUUCAUUUUACAGAUCUAGAUUUCACAUAUUUAGCUAAAUACAGUUAUCCUGAAAGUGGUAGCAAGUACGCUCAAUCGUUCCUCUGCCUUUCCCUUGAUGCGAAUGUUCUCCAAGACGUCGGCGAAUAUAUGCGAUUUGCACAAGUCACACCUUUUAAGUCCAAUUUGCCGAAAUUCCAUCAAGUAUUAAUCAAUGACUACAGAGCCCCAGCUCUCCAAGAUGUUGUCAAGAGAAAAUCGCUAGGACGAAAGAAUACUGUUUACACAACAAUUCGAAAUAUCCAAACACUUGGUGGCAAAAAACUGGCAGGCUUCUAAGC